Molecule: messenger RNA, 1101 nt
Organism: Aspergillus caelatus
Lineage: Eukaryota; Fungi; Ascomycota; Eurotiomycetes; Eurotiales; Aspergillaceae
Product: MBL fold metallo-hydrolase
Exons: 3
Coding region: 1-1101 (366 amino acids)
Source: RefSeq, a predicted model, not a curated record
AUGUCGCAAGACCAACUCUUUGAGAUCCCCCCUGGGGAGACCAUCACUGUCAAAUUGAUCAAUCCGGUGAAUUUCGGUCCUUCGCAUCUCAAACGCUUCAUGACCCCCCAAGUCCCAGGCCUCGAUACUUUUGCCAGUAAUCCAGCAUUCUCAUUCCUGCUUGAGCACACCUCGGGUCGGAAGCUGAUUUUCGACCUCGGAAUUCGCAAGGACUACCAGAACUACGCGCCAAAGAUUGCGAACUAUAUCCCGACCACGGGGUACAAUAUCGAGGUCACCCAUAAUGUCGCCGAUAUUUUGCAGGAGCACGGGAUUCCACUGAAGGAAAUCGAGGCUGUGAUAUGGAGCCACUGGCACUGGGACCACAUCGGCGACCCAUCCACCUUCCCCCCAACAACAAACCUUAUCGUCGGCCCUGGAUUCAAAGAAGCCCUCCUCCCAGGCGCCCCUACAAACCCAGACUCUCCCAUCCUCGAGAGUGACUACACUGGACGCACCCUCCGCGAAAUCACCUUCGAACCCGAUACCCCUCAAACCCUGCAAAUUGGCCAGUUCCCAGCCUUUGAUUACUUCGGCGACGGCUCAUUCUACCUCCUCGACAGCCCAGGCCACGCAAUCGGACACCUAUGCGGGCUCGCACGCACCACAAGGAACCCGGAUACAUUCGUGCUUCUGGGCGGGGAUAUCGCGCACUAUACCGGUAUAUUCCGGCCGUCGAAACACCGUCCCAUCCCGGACUCUAUUGCUGCCAAUGCUGAUGCAUGGGCCGCUUUUAAGUUGGAUGUGGGGUUCUGCCUCGGCAGUGCGUGGGAGGAACUACAGGCUAGCCGGGGACGGCAAAAGGAGGAUAGUCUGUUUGAUCCGACGUUUGGGCAUAAUGUGCCAUUGGCGAUUGAGACGGUAAAGAAGUUGCAAGAGAUUGAUUGUGACGAGGACGUGUUUGUGGUUAUUGCGCAUGACUUUGCGGUGCGCGAUGGGGUGGCGCAUUUCCCGGAAGCGCUGAAUGAGUGGAAGGCGAGGGGGUGGGGGAGACAGUUGAGGUGGGCGUUUUUGAAGCAGUUGGAGGGGUAUUGGAGGGAGAAGGGAUUGAGCAAUAGCUAG